AUGAUUCUAAAACAGCUGACGGCAAAAUCGGCUAGAGAGUACUGGAAUCAAUACUGGGUUGAAAUAGAGACCUCCAGGGGGCAGGCCUCAAACGUUGGUGAUACUCAAAAAUGCUACGAACUUAUUCCCCAAACUAGUUGUAAGCUGUCUUCACUGAGUGACUCAGUUCGUGAUGUGAAUUGCGGCUUUAUUGCUGACAACGCGACCAAGGUCGAGCGCUGGCGUGAGCACUUCCGUGACUUCGAUCUUCAACCCAGCAGCCCCCUGCUCCCAUCUACAGCAGAGCCUCCUUUAUCCCUCACUUAUCCAGUGUCAUGCGACCCGCCUUCUGAAGGAGAAAUCGUUGAUGUCUUUAAAAGUCUGUGCAAUAACAAGGCACUUGGAGAAGACGGUAUGCCCACUGAAGUCUACAAGUCUUGUGUCGACACGCUUUGCUAUUGUUCUUCUCAGACGAUUCCAGCCUGUGCAUGA
Dibothriocephalus latus is the source of this 471-nucleotide messenger RNA. Lineage: Eukaryota; Metazoa; Platyhelminthes; Cestoda; Diphyllobothriidea; Diphyllobothriidae. The record is from the annotation of a GenBank genome assembly.